Penicillium daleae is the source of this 1509-nucleotide messenger RNA. RefSeq lists its product as uncharacterized. The record is from RefSeq and is a predicted model, not a curated record. Lineage: Eukaryota; Fungi; Ascomycota; Eurotiomycetes; Eurotiales; Aspergillaceae. Bases 1 to 1509 code for a protein of 502 amino acids. The transcript has a single exon.
AUGAUGAUUGAGGAGCAGUCCGCAGUCCCGGAAAGCCCUGCCUUAGUCAACCCUGAAACCAAGAUGUCGACCGAUAUUCAACAAAAUCCUACAGUUUCCCCUCUGACUACUCCGCAAAUCAUGGCUACAAAUGUCAUUCACGAUCCCGUGUCUCAACUCAACAUCCAGGACGAUGUGGCCUCCAAUUUCAUCGCUCUUGGCUGUGGUAUCUCUCUGCAAUCCGUCGCCGGGGAUACUGAUGUGGUUGGAGUGGCUGGCGUCUCGGAUGACGCUUGUCAAGCUCUGCCUACUCAGGAUGAUCCACCCGUCGUUGAGGAUCUCAAAGAGAAGGUUGAGCUCACCCGUGAGUCUUCAGCCCCAGAAGAUAUAACCAAACAUGAGAACCUCCGCGACGACGACCUGUUGGAACCUCAUUUCCCCGGGCUCCAAGCUGCGGCGCCCGCUUCGGACUCUGGCCGUUGUGCGUCUCCAGAAACCGAGCCUGUCAGCACUUCCGUCAAGGCAAAGCAGUCCAGAAAACGAGUCCGAGGACCUGUUGAUCUCGAGGGCUUACCGGACCCAGCAGAUGAUUUAACCGAGGCUCAGAUUGCAAGUCUCUGUUCCCAGCCUCCAAGAGUCCGUCAGCUUUAUCCCCAAUACUUCGCAAAACAUGGGGCCAUCCGCGCCGCAUACUCUAAAAUCUUGUUUGAGCGGCUUCCUGGCGGCGGAUUGCGAUUCUCCGAAGACGUUCUUAGAUCCUGCUUGCCAAGAUGGAAAGAGCAUCUGGAGGCAGUUGAACCUGGAGAGUCGUCCAGCCACGCGGGCACUGGCCAGGGUCGCAAGCGAAAGGGGACAGCAACAGCUGCAAAACGUGGUGCCGACGAGGAUGUCGAUUCUCACAAGAGAACCAAGAAGUCAAGUGCGUCGAGGAGCGAGGAGUCUCCCGUCGAUACGCUAAUCACUGAGCCUAGUCCUUCACUGCUCCCUAUUAUUCCACCUCUUCGUCUUCGGCCCAUGAUAAGUCGUCGUACGGCGCUUGCUACGGGGCUCCCAGUCGGUGCUCAUACUUCUCAGCAUUCAGCGGUCCUUGAUGCAGGUUCAUCCGAAGCUCUUCCUCGAGACCCAGUGAAAGGCCUUGCUGCUGCAGCUCUUGGUCAGAACCAGACGGUUCAAAACGAUUCUUCGGAUAUUCAACACAACAACCCACCCGAUGUCCCGAACAUGGAGAUCCGCAAGGCUCUCAUGGGCAAUCAACCCGGUUCAUCUGGCCACAUUAUCAAUGUUGGCGGUUCUCAGCCACUGGAUCCAGUCCAUCUGGCAAUUCUGGCUCAGCACCUCACCAGUGAAAUCCAGCAGAUGGACUUUGCUAUCCUGGGCACUGCACAUACUUCACGCGACCAAGGCCGCAUUCAACGCUUGCGUGCUCUAUGGGAUGCUCUGGUAAAUUUGCGCAACUUGUGCGUGGACAUGGAGAUUGAACAGAGAAGUCACAUGGUCUCGAAAGAUCGAGACGGGAUGGGCAAGUUAUGA